Henningerozyma blattae CBS 6284 is the source of this 411-nucleotide messenger RNA. RefSeq lists its product as uncharacterized. NCBI's taxonomy places the organism in Eukaryota, Fungi, Ascomycota, Saccharomycetes, Saccharomycetales, Saccharomycetaceae. The transcript has a single exon. Bases 1 to 411 code for a protein of 136 amino acids. The record is from RefSeq and is a predicted model, not a curated record.
AUGUCUUCAACUAAUACUUCAAACUGUAACAACUGCCAAGAUUGCCAAUGCAAUGUCUGUGAAUGUUCAACAUGUGAAUGUUCUCAAUGCCCAGGAAAAUCAUGUAAAUGCAUAGAUUGCAAAUGCACAGAUUGCAAAUGUUCUGAAAAGAACAAUAAUAACUGUGGAUGUUCAGAAAAGCCAAAGAACAAUUGUGAAUGCUCUGAGAAAAAAGACAAUUGUGAAUGUCCUGAGGUAAAAAACAAUUGUGAAUGCUCAGCUGAAAAGAGCACUGCCUGCAACUGUAAUGGCAGUAAAGAUUCAAGUUGUACAUGCCAAGAUUGUACCUGUGCUUCAGCUAAAUGCGGCUCUUGCUCUCCAUGCAAGUGUGAAGAAUGCAAAUGUCCUACAAAGAAGGGAUGCUCAUGCUAA